Messenger RNA from Spizellomyces punctatus DAOM BR117, 10017 nucleotides. RefSeq lists its product as uncharacterized. The record is from RefSeq and is a predicted model, not a curated record. Gene Ontology annotation, biological process: intracellular protein localization. Gene Ontology annotation, cellular component: membrane; cytosol. The transcript has 15 exons. Gene Ontology annotation, molecular function: protein kinase binding. Lineage: Eukaryota; Fungi; Chytridiomycota; Chytridiomycetes; Spizellomycetales; Spizellomycetaceae. The coding region runs from base 1 to 10017 and encodes 3338 amino acids.
AUGGACUGGCUGAAAAAGACGGCGGGUCGAAUUAAGCACCCCCAGCCACAUCAAGAUCGUCCCACGCUCAGUAUACCCUCGACAGUAGAAGUAGGACGAUUCGAAGUAUCACAGACUGCAGUUGGCUGCUGUGCUUUGGGUGGACGGCACGAUGGCACUUUUGGAGAUGAUGAUGAGGGGUGGAGGAUGCGGAGAUUGUGGAAGUCGUAUGACAAGCAUAGAAAGCGAAAGGACAUACACGGAGAUCCCGAGUCACCUGAGAAAUGUGCAGAGCUUGGUGGAUUGGAUGCUGCUGCCUCCGAGGCUACUCCUGAAAAUGAUCUCCUAACAAGCUACUUGCGAGCCUUUGGCGCGCGCUUUGGGCCGCUGACAGAAAUAGAUGAGAUACGGAAUAUGAGAAAGAUGUUUUCAGAGAGCCACAUGAAGCACGGUUUGGACCCCAAGCAGUCUACUGGAUUCCCUUUCAGCCGACAUUCUGCGACAGCGUCUGGCCCUCCUUCCCAGGUCACAUCUCCACUGGCCCCACCAGCGCUUGGACAUCCUCACGUAGCUGUCUUGGGUAUGAUUGAAGUCUUGGAGCAUCUCGCAGCUGAACACCAUGCAAAAUUGGUUGCUCGUCCUGCGAAUUAUGAAAACCUCUUGUCGCGAACGUUGCAUAUUUUUCAACACAUGGAGCUCUUAUCGCGUUUUGAUGGUAACCGGGAUGCCAUGGUGCAACAUGGGGCGAUCAACAGCAUCGCACUUAUUUUAACGCUUAGCGUCCAUGUAAAUAAUGCAAAUCAAGAUAGACACGAUCGUAUCCACGAGGCUACUGAGUCGACGACGACUAUUCAUUACUUAUCACUGGCCCUGAUGAUUAUACAAAGAUGCUCCGACCCAGAAGCCGCAUGGGAGCGGUUUAUUCGCAAUGGCGGUAGGGAGCGAGCGAACGAGGACACUAGUCAUCCACCACGAAGGGGACGGGCAAGCGCGGCUUUCUCCGAGCCCACCACACGGCAUAUAUUGGACGCGUUAUUUGUCCUUUUGACUGAGGGAAGCCAUAAGUUAAAUAUCAAUCGUCUGAUCUUGAUAGUCCAUGCCAUAAAUGCUUUGGGCUGCCUGUUGGUAACUCAAGGUUCCACGGUGUUGGCUAUUUUGACUGAAGCAUCGCACAAACUGGAGGUCCUUUGCAACAUAGUGGGCGAUCUGGCCUACGAUAAUAGAACUUUUAGCGUUCAAAGUAGCUCCGAUACAUAUGAUGAGAACGUUAAUGCGUUGCGCUACCGUUUCAUUGGUCGGAUACUCGCAUGGUACUUGGUGGAGCUCCUCUCAGCGAACGAUCCCCGUUGCCGGGAACACAUGAAAGCGCUAAACUGGCCCCAGAAAGUAGCGAGUUUCCUUGUGUGGACGGCAGCCGUUACUCCUCGUUGUCCGCAGCUGAAUGACAGCGUCGAUGGGAACACAGAGAGGUAUUAUAGCUUUUUUCCGGAAACUCGUCACCGUACAGCAGAUACAGGAGUUGAAGGGAUCGGGGGAAUGCCAUGUCCAUUAUGGCCUGUACCGGCCUUGGAACGUUCACCGGACGAUUGGGAUACAAUGUGGCCAAGUGGAUCGGCGUCGAUGAAUUUGGAUUUUAUCAUGUCGCAACCACUUGGCACUGAGGAGGUGGAACUCGUCUUCCUUCUGGAAGAGAUGUUUUGUCUUCAUGACUGUCAUAACAGCUGGAGUACAGAAUAUGUUCCGCGGGCAUCAGCGGCAAGAUCUAGCGGUUUUGGUGAUAGAUCUGCUUCAAGCAUUUACCAGCAAGUCGACGAAGAAAGCAUUUCGGCGGCCCUUAACGGCGCGUUGAAAAUGAUGUACGAUGUUUUCGCCGACGAUGGAAUCGCCCACCAGGAAGAUAAUUGUUCCCGGCGAAUUGCUCUUGGGUACGCUGAGGAUCACUUCCCGCGUUUGCAACUGGGCUUUAUCAAGCUUCUUGCUGGCUUGAUCAUAUACGACAAAGACGCAGCCGUCACGAAGGCUCGGAUAAGUUGGUUGUUGAAAUGGAUGGAUGACCUAAAUGUAUGGGAAUUGCUUCUAGGUCCUCGAUUCUACAUGUGGGGAACCGCCUAUGCCGGCGAGCGAGCCAUCCGUGCUCGGCAGGCGAUGAGAACGAGUAUCUUGACUCUCAUUGUCUACUGUGGCACGUUGGCUGAAGACAGCAACGAUCGACCAUGUCGUGCCUUGCUGUCCUUGUUGAGUAAGCACCAAGUGGAGUACCCUGAGAUAAUCCGUGACACAUGCGGUGCACUUUGCUUGAUUAUACGAGCAAGGCCGGUCACCCAAGAGACGUUUCGCCGUUUGAAUGCUUUUGAAACGCUCCUUCCCGUUCUUACAUUUUGCACAUCAGAGAGCGUUACCGAUGUGUCUUACCGUUUUCCCAUAUUUGCCUUAUUCAAGUCCGUAUUGGCCAACAACAAAGAGAUGUCAAUAUAUGCAUUUCUGAACCGUCCGAUUCUCAAUUGUUUCUUCACCCUUCUGGGGUCAUCCCACAUUCCCACGUCUUGCUUUGCUCAACGCCGCAUUUUUGACAUUGUAACUGUCUUGGCGACGGAUUAUCCCACCUAUGGUCGAUGGGGCAUUAUCGUUCAACCCUCACUGACACCUACGACUCCAAUGACACCAGCCACCCCGGACCAAGAGACGACUCCAGAAGUCAUGCGAAGAUAUCUUGAAUGCUUUCCUGGUUUGAUAGAUCAGCAGGACAAGCUGGAUUUGCAACUUCGAUUAUUGAGAGGCAUACGAGAUUUUGUGGGGGAAACUGCUGAAGAUAUCAGUAUGGCGCUCAAACAUGCACUCAUCAAAGCAAAAGUCUUUCAGUUUCUCAUGAGUGUCCUGAGUGUCAAAGUUCAUCUUGAGAGUAGCCAUGAUAAUGGCGGGACAUCUUUGAACCGUGAAUAUCACGAAUUAGUCGAAAUGGUCAUUUUCACCGUUGCAACGUUGAUUCGCGACGAUGAAAUGGCGAAGAAGUCGUUCCGGGAACUGCAUGGAUACGACGAGAUUCGAACCCGGAUUUGCCUGAAAGGCGGAUGGCAAUGUUGGCCAGGGCUGUUAAAUUCCCUUUUCUUUCUCCUCGCCGAUGGUAGAGACGCUCCUUACCGUGUGCGAAACCUUGAUGUGGUCGACGCCUUGUUCCAGUUCUACGAGCAUUGCAAUCAACAACUUCGUGGGCAAAUGAUCUGCGACCUUGAUCGAAUUGCCGCUGCACAUGAACCUAGUAAGGCGGCUUUACAUUGUGCAGGCAUUGUAAACAAGAUUUUGAGAACCGUCUUACCUCUGGCCACCGAUGAAGAGCAUCUGCAACAAGUAAUGCAGCUGCUCAAGACAGUUGCAACCUACUCAUUGACAGUAGCUGAAGUGAAGCUUCUGCUCAAAUGUUUGCGUCGGCGAGAUCUUUCCAGCGACCGUUUAGUGAGCUCAAUCACGUCCUAUCCCUGGUCAUCACUGGCAUGGUCCGAACAAAGACAUUCUAGUGUGUUGGACUUACGUGAUACCGAAACAGAGCUUCCUUUUUGGUAUGAUGCGUUGGUGCGGACCGUAGUCGAAAUUGCUCGACGGCAAGCUGGAGACCUGGAUCUCUUUUGCUUCGACGGUACAGGGGGCAUGAUCGCGAAGGGACUUGACAAAUGGCCAGUAUCCGCGGGAGGCUGGAGUUUUAUGACAUGGAUUUGGAUUGAUGCAGAAGAAGGUGGAGGCGAUCCCACGAAAGAAGAAUCCACCGUAUUUGCAUUACGAACUUCCACUGGCGACAACGGACUGGAUAUUUCACUCCUCCGGGACGUCUUGACAGUCAGAGUGACGAAGGCCCAUCGACCCCAUGUUGCGUCGGUCACCAACUACCCCGUUGCUCCCAAUCAGUGGCACUCUGUUGUCAUUUCACAUGGAAGCCCUAAACUACCAUGGGCCACCUCUUCCGAAGCAUUAGUGUACAUCGAUGGGGUGAUCAGAUGGAGGGGAAAACUUGAAUAUCCUGAUGUCGCGACGUACAGCAUUGCGCGCGUUGGUGCAUCAGCUCCAGUGACGGGACUCACCCAAAGCAAUACUUCGUUAACUUUUUAUGCAAACUCAUUUACGGGACAGAUGACCUCCAUAUACCUCUUGGAUGACAUCCUUAGCCACCAUCAGGCAACAUCGGUUCAUCAGCUGGGGCCAUCUCAAGCUUCUCGCCUUGGAAAAGGAAGCAAUGCACGCUCUUCCGGCGCCGAACUUGAAACCGUAGACGCUGAUAGAGUCGUCAUGCAGUUUCAUCCGAUGGCUACCAGAAUAUUGAAUGUGAAAGACAAGCAUUUUUAUUCAUCUAAAAAGCGAAGAAAGCACUCCGAAAUUCCGCAAGGCAAGGAGAAAAUGGCUGGCAUAGUCACGUCAGCUACAAAGUGUUUUUGCACCGCUGUACAUGCCCUUGGUGGGAUCGGAAUUCUGAUUCCAAUCCUUGCCCAAGUUGAUUUGAAAGCGGGAUAUUCUGGUACCGCACAGAGCGGCACUCAAGUAUCGUACAACGUCAAGGACGAGAAUGCUAUCAAAAUAAGCCGGACCAAGCUCUUCUUCGAUCUAUUAGCGACGGUGAUAUCCGGCGACCCCGUCCAUCAGGAUAGGCUUGCGGCUAUGUCCGGUCCAAAAGUGAUGUCGAGCUUACUACAGCAAAACAAUCCUGCAGGAUUAGGGCUGGAAGUUUUAGACGCUCUUGUUAACGUAACACAGGAGUCGUGUUUCCAUCUCGCGCUUUUCAGUGAUAUGGAGAAGUACCUAAUAUUCGACUCGCGUAUAUGGACGCAUGCUGCAGAAGAAGUUCAAAUAGAAUAUUACCAAUCUGUUCAUCAACUUCUCGCGAGGGAUAUUGAAAGAUACCGGGAUCGCUAUGGCGCAGGAUUCUGGGUCGACGUUUUGGAAAAGUUCUAUCGGUACACGGGCCCUAACAUGUCAGAACUAACACAGCCACUGCAGUCUCAUCGGGGCUCCCGCGAAUCAACUGCACUACUGCGACGCUUUAUUUUUGGGAUUAUAAAGGAGUUCCUGUUAAAGUCACCGUCUGCAGAUGACGUCGGACGAAUCGUUCAGGUACUUUCGUGCUCAGAUGAUAAUGUACAUAUCGCGGAACUGUUAUCUGUAGUGGUCGAGAUCAGCGUCCAUCACCCGGAAAGCAGGCUUGCAGAACGAUUUUUGAGUCACGGUGGCGGCGAAUCCUUGUUCUUACUGUCGCUCAAUAAUACCCUGGAGCGCACGAGAGUUUUGGCUUUGCAGAUGAUGUUGAUAAUCCUCAAGUCCCACAGCACCAGCGACAAAUGGAAGAAGCGAAUAAAAUUGGAGGAAGUUGGAUGGCUGGGUAGCACUGUGGCAGUGGGGAACACGGGUGGGUCAGGUCCAGGUGUCCUCGCCAGGAUUCUUGUCUACCAUUCCUUUACCGCACCCAUCUAUUAUGCAUUCCUGCAGUUGGCGCUUGAAGAGCAAGUUUUAGAUUGGGAAACGCAAGAGGUUCUUGUGGCCCCUGUCGAGCUACGCAAUGCUAAAAUCAAGAACGUAGGAUAUAUCCAAACUCUAUUGGAGCUCGCUGCUGGCUCAGGCACGACAAUCAAGUUGAGAAUCGAAGUGCUACGAGACAUCUUAGUUCUCGGAUGCCGCAAUGGAAAUGGAGAAAGUAUACGAAAGAUAGCGAGGUGGCAGUCACUCUUGAUGGCUAUAUUCGAUGGGCGUAGUGCAAGAGCAAGGAGGUCGACACAUUCACUUGGAGAAUCCGAGCCACCGGAAAUAUCAAACCCAUCCGCGCAAGCUGAUGAAACACGAUUAUCCAACUUGGGUUUCGAGACUCUGACCACAUUUACCCUAGAUACAUUUGACUUGGAGCGUAAAUCAUGGCGGUGUGUGGAGGAGAUUGCGAUAUCUGCGUGGCUGACAAAACGCGAAGACGAAGCAUAUACCUUCUUGAGGACAUUUUUGUUACGGUUACUUUCGGCGGUCAAAGGUGAGAUCGGCGGAGGCGAUUGGAGAAAUUUCUCAGGUGCUAAAAUGGAGAAUAUUGCACACUUACUCCUAUUUGUCGAGGAGUUUAUGUUUAAUCACCAUGAUCUGCGUGAUGCUUUGAUGCGGGAUCUGCAUACCGAAGACCCAAAACGACUGUUCUUUAUACCUAACCUGCAAGAACUCCUGUCAGCCGGCCCACCUAGUGCCGCAACGGGUGACUUGACUGUCCGAAUGUCUUUCCCAUUAGGCGAAUGUCGCGACCUCGUCGAAGAGUAUCUGGAAGUGCUUUCCUCUUUGAUCGACUUUGGCAUCACCCACGUCCAUUUGACAGAUGGAGCCGAAAAGAGCCACCUUCGGUCGGGGGGUUUAGUACGACUAGCCAUCAGAAUAUUGCUGAGUGCUUUCACGGUCCCUGACGAAAGCAUAUGGCAUAUGGCAUUGCGACAUCUCAUUCCGUUAUUGGACAAACAUGCAAUGACCUUCUCAGAGGGGAAGGUCAAAGAAAGAGGCUUUUAUGUUUUGGGACAUGUGCAUGAGAUAUUUGUAGUUGCACAGCGGUCCCGCGAUCUCGAUGGUGAAGUCGCGAAGGUCGAUCAUCGAAUUGUCCUGCCGCUUUAUAUGCUGGUUAUGACACGAUGGCGAGAAGCUGUGGCUAGCCUUGUAGAGGCCAGUGAGGCCGCCGGUGAUGCGGCGCUUAUAUCGGAGACGCUGCUCAAUGAGGCCUUGGCAGAUCAACAGAUUUUCAACCACCUGGUGACAUCCCCAGUUUGGGAUAGCGUAUAUGACACCAGUCUGUUCCCGGCCAUGAAAAUGGUCGAGGAAGACGAAUUCGCCAUGGUUCCUCUUGUGACUAGGCGGUUUUCACGGAUGUCUAGGUCCACGUGUACUCGGUGGGCCAAAGAAGAGGCAGCCUUAGAGCGCGCAAAGGAGUUCAUAUGCGGCAUUCUGGAACGGGUGGCUAGAAAAAGACGGGGGGAUGAGAACCAGAGAAGCGUCGACUGUGAAAAGGAAGAAGAACUAGAGAAAAGGAUGGUGGGUAGACAACUCUGUCUAUUGUGGCGAACCUUGACGCAAGAAAGGGGAAUGUGGGCGCCAGUGGAGGAUGGAAAUAAUGGGAGCAAGAGUAGCGUAAAGUGGAAGCUGGACAGGGCGGAGAACUAUCUGAGGAUGCGCCGGCGGUUGACUCCAAACUGGGAAUUCGAUGAUCAUGUGAAUGCAUCAGCCAAAAGGGACAAGACAUUCAAGCCAGACGAUAGUGUUCCUCGUGGGGAGAGCCCAAGGCUGUCACGAGCUAGCACGUUCAGCAGUAUUUCAGCGGUCGACAGGAAGAGGAGUCAGAUGGACAAGCUCAGGUCUCAGAUAGAGAAUGGUCUCGGGAUUCCGCCUGACCUGUUAAAAGAGGUUAGUAUAACAAGCUUGGGAAGCUUGGCAGCGGACGACGACAAUGACCUCGGCGAGGAAGAAUGGAGCGUUUUGAAUGAGGAUGAUUUGCUUGGAUCUAAUGCUACCAGCGGCGCCACGGGUAGCGCAAGUAAAGGCGAUCGACUUCUCUAUAGCGCUGAUUGCGAGAUGAUCCUCCUCAUGACUCCUGUGAAGGGUCGUAUUGAAGUGACUGCGUCCCACCUCACUUUCACCGCAGACAUCAAAGCCACGACUUUGGGGCUAUGCGAGUCGGAACGUGAAGCUGUGAUGAUACUCCUCGUCGACAACGAUGCGCUGCUAAAGGAGCGACGGUGGUCGCUCGACGACUUAUGCGACUGCUAUCUCCGCCGUUACAUGCUACGCAAAAGUGCUGUCGAACUGUUCUUUUCAGAUAAGACGAAUUAUCUUUUCAACUUCCCGGGGGCAGGCAAAACGGCAGGUAAGGACCGAUUGAAAUUUCUGAAGUGUCUGGUGAGCUGUCGACCCGUCCAAUUGGCAAACGUUGAUGUGCGGAGUAGCCCGUGUGAUGUGGUAAAAAAGAGCCCUGUGACUGAGCGGUGGGUCAGAAGAGAAAUUAGUAAUUUUGAGUACCUGAUGUGGUUAAAUACUGUUAGCGGGCGGACUUACAAUGAUCUCACUCAAUAUCCCGUCUUUCCUUGGAUUAUUCGCGAUUAUGAGAGCGAAACGUUAGAUAUUACCGACCCUUCCAUUUACCGCGAUUUAUCAAAACCUGUUGGAGCGCUGGAUGAGACACGGCUGGCCCAAUACCUUGAGCGGUACAAGGCCUUCGAAGACCCCACAGGCCGAAUCAAGAAGUUCCAUUAUGGGACACACUACUCCUCUGCAGCAGCUGUCGUGUUCUACUUGCUAAGACUGGAACCUUUCACAACUCUGCACAUCACAUUACAAGGUGGAAAAUUCGAUCAUCCGGAUCGGCAGUUUCAUUCACUGCAAAGCUGUUGGAAAUCCGUUCUUGCUGGAAGUGGUGAUGUUAAAGAGCUAAUACCGGAGUUCUUUUACAUGCCGGAAUUUCUAACCAACGAUAACAGAUUUGAUCUUGGGGUAAAGCAAACCGGCGAGGUUUUGAACGAUGUACUUCUCCCACCAUGGGCAAAAACCCCAGAGGACUUUGUGCGGAUCCACCGUGAAGCUUUGGAAAGUGAUUUUGUUUCCGAGCACCUGAACGAAUGGAUAGAUCUCAUUUGGGGCUACAAGCAAACUGGAGAAGAAGCAGUGAAAGCGCACAAUGUCUUCUAUUAUUUAACCUACGAAGGGGCUAUCAACAUUGAUGCCAUAAAGGACCCCAUGGAACGUCGAUCAAUUGAAGAUCAAAUCAAUAACUUCGGACAAACACCGUCCCAAUUAUUCAAGAAACCACAUCCUAAGCGGGCUCCAAAUGACGAAUGUGAGGUUAGCACCUUAUUUGAUGCCCCGGAAGAUCACAGAAGCUACUUGAUCGAGUCAAAAGGAGCAGAAAUACACUUCAUUGCUGCUUGUGUGGAUGAAUCAAUGGCGCCAGGAGGUGGUGGGACUGAGGGGCAUCAAGGCUUACAUCAGUGGUCUCGACAGUCACACACUCCUGCCCUUCCGACAUGGGCUGGAUCCGACGGCAGCAAGGUGAUAACCGUGGAUGGCGACAUGUGCUUUCGUGCCCAUAAAUGGAGCGGUGGUAUAGAUGCUCCAUUUGCCUUCGAAGCUGAUAACACAGCGCUACGGAAACGCAAAAUUCCAACCCAGCUUGCAUCAACUACUCAUCCACACUCACAGCUCUUUGCUGUCACCCACAAUGGCCGGUAUCUUAUCUCUGGUGGUAGCUGGGACGCAUCUUUUCAGGUCAUACAGCUUGACCUACAUCACGGCCAUGGUUCACCACGAAUUGUGGAUGCUGUUCAUGGGCAUCGUGACAUUGUAACAUGCAUUGCCAUUGGGGAGGAUGAUCGGACAAUCGCAAGUGGAUCGGCAGAUACCACGGUGAUGACUUGGGAAAUUGAUGGUAUGAGUGGCUGUGUCGAAAAGGCAAGACCACGAGUGUUCUGCGGGCACGAUGAUCAGGUGACUGCUGUCGCAGUUAAUGUCGAGCAUGGUAUUGUGGUCAGCGGCUCCAAGGAUGGCUCUGUGAUAAUACAUACGCUCCAUGACACCCGAUAUCUACGCACACUUCGUCCACUUCCAUCCAAAUCCAGUGAGAUUCUGUGCAUCCAUCGCGUCCUUAUUACCUCCCUUGCCUGCAUUGUGGUUUACACUGAAGCGGCAUGUCGCGAAACGCCUACUCCCUCUGGCCCCUUACACGGUGCCACUAUCCCUGCAAAUGUUGCUCCAAGCAACGUGUGUUAUCUACACACAUAUACCAUCAACGGGAAAUCAAUGCACACACGAAUGUUUAUAACACGACUAAAUGAUAUAAAGGCAUCCAGAGAUGGAGGCUUCUUGGUUGGUGCGGAUGAGAAAGGCGGGAUUGUAGUCAUGAAGACACCUAGCCUUCAUAUCACACACCGCUUUGAUGUAUCAAUGAGUGUACUGAGCGUUUCGAUCUCUCAGGACCAGCGAUAUCUGUUCUUGGGGCGAAUGGAUGGGACGCUGUUAGUCAUUGGCCAUGAACGGGUCAGGAAGCUGCUGAGAUGA